AUGUCGCAGUGGCUCUCGUUGAUGGGUUGGACCAUCCUUCCUGAUAUGGCCACCCGCUUCCUCCAGAAUCUCUACUACAAUGUCACCAUCCGCGCCGGCUCCCCUCGUCCACAACCAGGCCAGCAACGCUGGGCCGAGCACUACAGGCGCACCUACAUCGUCGUCAUCUGCGCGUAUCUGCUCUUCACCAUCUACGAGGCCGACUGGGAGCUCCAGCGGCCCGCCAACAGGGACUUCUACUCGGUUUUGGGCGUACCUCCGGAUGCCGGCCUGAAGGAUAUCAAGAGGCGCUACCGCCAGCUCUCGGCGGCCAUGCACCCAGACAAGGCGUCGCUGGGUCCUACAGCCUUUGACGCUGACCUGUACGUGCGGGUACAGCUCGCCCACGAGACCCUCUCCGAUGAGGUCAAGCGUUUUGCUUACGACCGCUUUGGGCCGGACAUGACGGGCUGGACGAGGUGCACCGUGGUGCGCGACUACGUGAUGACGGGGGCGACCGGGCUGGUGGGAUACUAUGGCGUGGGUGCCGUGUUUCUGUACGUCCUCCCCAUGCUGGGCUAUUUCAGCGACGGGGUCUAUUGGCGGUACCUCGCCUUCGCGGCCCUGCUCACCUUUGAGGUGCGUACCAUCACCAGCCCGAACCAUCCUUGGCUCCUCGAGGGCCUGGUCAAUCCUUUCCUGGUCCGGAUCGUCAACCCUGUCGUGUCCUUCUGGAGCCCAGGUGCCGCCCACCCGCCAUACCUGCCCUUUCAGGCCGUCGCCAUGGCUCGCAAGCUCAGCGUCACACUGUCCAUCGCGCUGAACCAGAUCCUGCCCCGCCUGACGGCCGACACGCGGGGCGGGCGCCUGCAGCUGAGGAAGAGCAGGGGGGACGACGAGCUCUCCAGUGCGAGGCAGAGCCUGGACGAGCUUGACAAGGCGGUCGUAGCGGCGAACGAGGAGGCGGAACGCUUAGUGAAGACGGAGGCGGCGCCGUUCAUGGGCGACCCACAGCUUUGGAUGACGCUGCGCGAUAAAAUCAAGAGGUGGCUGGUUGACAACACGGUGCGAAACGACCCAUUGACGAAGGCAGCCAUCCACGAGAGGAUCAAGAGACGGAGACAGGACGCACCCGCCGGCGCGCAGGGAAACGGCAUGAGAAUGAGGCAGAAACCGGCUGGGAUGGCGAACGGCAAUGCCUCGGCUCGGUAG
This is a messenger RNA of Cryphonectria parasitica EP155, 1191 nucleotides long. RefSeq lists its product as uncharacterized. The coding region runs from base 1 to 1191 and encodes 396 amino acids. Gene Ontology annotation, cellular component: endoplasmic reticulum. Gene Ontology annotation, molecular function: misfolded protein binding; protein-folding chaperone binding. The transcript is spliced from 2 exons. NCBI's taxonomy places the organism in Eukaryota, Fungi, Ascomycota, Sordariomycetes, Diaporthales, Cryphonectriaceae. The record is from RefSeq and is a predicted model, not a curated record.